AUGUCUCUGAUUCAUCAAUUUCUUGGUGAUGAAACCUUUGACCCCUUCUUAUCUAUGAUCAACAAGUGCCCUGUCCUAAGCACCCCAACAGAUUGGAAAGAGACCAAAGAUGCUCAUGUGUUCAUAUCUGAUCUUCCAGGGUUGAAGAAAGAUGACAUCAAGGUACAAGUAGUAGAAGGAAGGAUCCUUCAAAUUUGUGGUGAGAGGAAAAAUGAAAAUGAAGAUGACAAGAACAUCAAGUGCCACCGCAUUGAACGUUGCCGUGGCAAGUUUCAAAGGAGGUUUAGGCUCCCGGAGAAUGCUAAGGUGGAGCAAGUUAAGGCUCAUAUGGAAAAUGGUGUGCUUGUUGUCAAUAUCCCUAAGCAGGAGGUGAAGAAACCACAAACCAAGCUGAUUCCAAUUGAUGGAAAUUAG
Molecule: messenger RNA, 414 nt
Organism: Abrus precatorius (Indian licorice)
Lineage: Eukaryota; Viridiplantae; Streptophyta; Magnoliopsida; Fabales; Fabaceae
Product: class I heat shock protein-like
Exons: 1
Coding region: 1-414 (137 amino acids)
Biological process (GO): response to salt stress; response to hydrogen peroxide; response to heat
Source: RefSeq, a predicted model, not a curated record